AUUUAGUUGGGGCCGGGGGUAGCUAAACAAGUAACGGAUAGACCAAGGCAAGAAUUGAACGUUACAUUUACUGAUUCACCUCUCUCUUUCUCUUUCUCUUUCUCUCUCAAAUUCAUCACAGUUUCUUCAAGUCAAGCAAGCAAUCGGAUUACACACCGACCCCAUUUCCCCCAUUAUUAUUAUUCAUCUGUAAAAGCAAUCUCUUCACUAGUUGUGGGGGUAACAACGCGACCCAAACAACGAAACCGAUUGCGACUUUUAGAGAGAGAAACUACAUCCAGAUACUGGAGAUUUCAUCUACCUUCAAUAGCAAACGUUCUGUUUUGGGAGAGUUGAAGCUGAUACAAAAUGGGGUUGAUUUCUGGAAUACUGAUGGGGACUGUAUUUGGGAUUGCGAUUAUGGCUGGUUGGCGGCAGAUGAUGAGAUAUCGAAGCAGUAAACGAAUUGCCAAGGCAGUUGACAUAAAACUCCUUGGAUGUCUCAACAGAGAUGAUUUGAAGAAAAUCUGUGGUGACAACUUUCCAGAAUGGAUAUCUUUCCCUGUUUAUGAACAGGUGAAAUGGCUGAAUAAACAAUUGAGCAAACUCUGGCCAUAUGUUGAAGAAGCAGCUCGAAUAAUAAUCAAAGAUUCUGUUGAGCCUUUAUUGGAAGAUUAUCGCCCACCUGGAAUUACAUCAUUGAAGUUCAAUAAACUCUCUCUUGGAACUGUAGCACCAAAGAUUGAAGGUAUCCGUGUUCAAAGCCUUAAAAAAGGUCAAAUAACAAUGGACAUUGAUCUUCGUUGGGGUGGUGAUCCAAAUAUUGUUUUAGGAGUUGAAGCUGCACUUGUUGCUAAUUUACCUAUUCAGCUGAAAGAUCUGCAAGUUUUUACAGUUGUUCGUGUCAUUUUCCAACUCUGUGAGGAAAUCCCUUGCAUUUCUGCUGUUGUUGUUGCUUUACUUUCCGAGCCGAAGCCAAGAAUUGAUUAUACAUUGAAGGCUAUUGGUGGAAGUUUAACUGCCAUGCCUGGACUUUCUGAUAUGAUUGAUGACACUGUAAAUACAAUAGUUUCAGAUAUGCUUCAAUGGCCCCACAGGAUCGUUGUUCCCAUUGGUGGUGUAGGUGUGGAUACAAGUGAUCUGGAGCUGAAGCCACAAGGGCAACUGACAUUAACAAUUGUGAAGGCAACAAAUUUAAAAAAUAUGGAAAUGAUUGGAAAAUCUGAUCCUUAUGUCACUGCUUUUAUUCGUCCACUUGAAAAAUUCAAAACAAAAGCUGUUGACAACAACUUGAACCCUGUUUGGAAUCAUGUACUUCAGUUGAUUGUAGAAGACAAGGAAACCCAAUCCGCUAUUCUCGAGGUUCUGGAUGAAGAUAUUGGGCAAGAUAAGCGAUUGGGAAUUGCAAAAUUAUCUCUAAUUGGCAUUCAACCAGAAAUCGAAAAUGAAAUUGAAUUGAAGCUUCAACCUUCACUUGAUAUGCUCAAGAUCAAAGAUAAGAAAGAUAGAGGAACUCUCACAGUCAAGGUGAAGUACCAUGAGUUUACAAAAGAAGAACAAGAUGUUGCUAUGGAAGAAGAGAAGAGGAUACUUGAAGAGAAAAAGAGACUUAAAGCCGAGGGUAUAAUCGGAAGUACAAUGGAUGCGAUUGAUGGAGCUGCGGGGUUGGUGGGGUCCGGGGUUGGGUUUGUGGGUGGUGGAGUUGGGGCUGGGGUUGGGCUUGUUGGAAGUGGGCUUGGGGCGGUUGGUAGUGGGCUCAGUAAGGCUGGGAAGUUUAUGGGCCGGACUAUUACUGGAACUGGUAGCUCUAAAAAGAGUGGGGCGUCAACUCCGGUCAAUACUGUUGAAGAAAAUGGUGGUGCAAAACCAAGGAUUUUAUAA
This is a messenger RNA of Lactuca saligna, 1860 nucleotides long. Lineage: Eukaryota; Viridiplantae; Streptophyta; Magnoliopsida; Asterales; Asteraceae. The record is from the annotation of a GenBank genome assembly.